Molecule: messenger RNA, 1335 nt
Organism: Erigeron canadensis
Lineage: Eukaryota; Viridiplantae; Streptophyta; Magnoliopsida; Asterales; Asteraceae
Exons: 6
Coding region: 1-1335 (444 amino acids)
Source: RefSeq, a predicted model, not a curated record
AUGUCAGGGCGUAGCUCGGCUGGGCGUGGUCUUACCAGUCGAGGUAGAGGUAGAGGUAGAGGUCGGCACAAUUCCAUAUCUAGAGGUAACAAUGGGAGCAACAACAAUGCAUCUCCUAAUUUAUCUCAUGCUAACACAAACAAUGAUACUGGUAGAGGUCGGCACAAUUCCAUGGCUAGAGGUAACAAUGGCAGAAACAAUGGAUCUCCUAAUGUAUCUCAUGAUGGCACAAACAAUGAUACUGGUAGAGGUCAACACAAUUCCAUAGCUAGAGGUAACAAUGAUAGUAACAGCAAUGCAUCUCCUCAUGUUUCUGAUGACACAAACAGUGAGCAUAUGGACCAGUUUGAUGAAUUACCUUCAUAUAAUCGGGAGAUUGGAUCACCCUCAUCUCAAGCAGAAGGUUCAAAUGCACCACACCAUUUUGUCGCAGAUCCAAAUAAGAUUCAGAUUUCCAUUACCCCUGACCAGGCACAUUUUACUAGAAGUAACGAUCAAGCCGAUAAUGGUCAGAUUACCCGCUAUAUCAUUGAUUAUCGUGACCUAGCAUAUGAGAAGGCUGAAGAAAAUGGUAACCCAGUCACCGAAGAUGAUAUAUCUGCCAUUAUCCCCUAUAAACCAUCAUGGAUGAAGCAGGAGUAUUGGACGGAACUUGUCACAGAUCAUUGGAAUAAAGAGGGCUGGCUAAAAACUUCAAAGGCAAACAAAGCAAAUAGGGCUAAAUUUGUAUCUAGUUACCACUGUAAAAAAAAAAGGUCGCCCACAAUCGUCUUUGGACUUUCUAAUUGCAUCACAUACGAAAAAGGUGAGGGUGAGGAUGAGGUUGAGGUUGAGGGUGAGGGUGGGAAUGACACUUCAGCAGAGCCGUUGGUUAGCUCCAUUGACCCAACAAAGUUAAUCGAUGAUAGGGCACGCCAAGCUGUGGAACGUCUAUCAGAGUACAUGCGUGAUAAGUACGGACCAGAUCUCUCACAGCACCCAAAGCAUGAUCAAGAGUUAUAUGAACGAGCUACUGGAUCAAGGAAGAAAGGAAGAUUGUACGGUUGUGGCUCAUCUUCAGAUCCAAGUUUCGUAUUGACAGGCACACCUUCUGGUAAUAGUGGUAACUCAUAUGUUCCACCCGGGGAAGAUGUAGAAAAAUUACAACAAAAGUUGGACGAGGUGUUGGAAGCACAGGAGAAAGCAAGACGUGAUAUGGAAGAGCGCGAGGCAAGGAUGGUUGAGGCUCAUGAAAAAGCACAAAGGGAGAUGGCAGAACGGGAGGAGCGUCUUAAGAGAGAGUUGGAAGAGAGGUUAGCUGAGAUCUUGAAGAAUAUACCAAACUUGCCGAAAUGA